Ambispora gerdemannii is the source of this 503-nucleotide messenger RNA. NCBI's taxonomy places the organism in Eukaryota, Fungi, Glomeromycota, Glomeromycetes, Archaeosporales, Ambisporaceae. The record is from the annotation of a GenBank genome assembly.
UAAUUGUCGUGCCAACCACGCAAAAAUCUGUUCCAAAAACUAAACCAGCUAAAACUCUGACUAAAUCCCGUUCCGUUCGUUCUAAAACUAAUACUCUGGCUUACUAUAACUGCUUAAUUGACCAAGUGGCUAAUCCUUUAAAUGAUAAAGUUAAGAUUACUAGCAUGUGCCAUAACUGUAAACAUAAUAAAAGCAAAGUUGAAGCCGCUCGCCAAGAACAUAAACAGCAAUUAGUGAAAGAAGUAGCCAAGAAUUAUCAAGCCUUUGGGGAAAGUUUAGCACUGCGGAAUGGUGAAUUAGCCUUACGCAUUGCUUACAGUGCUUUUGGCACCAUUGCUUUACUGCUGUUGAUGUUUUGUGGAUAUAACUUGAAAUUAAAAAAAGGACAAAUCGACUUAGGUAAACGAACGGAAAAGUUAGAAAAAAAGAACGGACACGAGCAAAAGCAAAUAAAUGAACUAAAAAAAGAAGUAGAACAGUUAAAACGGGGAGCUAAAAACUAG